CACCUUCUUUCCCUAAAUCUCGCAUAUCUGGUGCCAUCCUAAAAUUGAUAUCAGAAUCUAUUAUGCAUUCAAACAUUGAAAUCGGGUUUCUCUCCCCCUUUCUCUAAAGAAACCCACUGUCACCACCAACGCCGCUGCUUACCACCACCUUCGUCAUCUCCAUAAAGCCACCUCUGGUACUCUUCAAACAAUCUCUCCAUCAGCCAAUGUCGGUACUCCUCUGAUUAUCUUACCAAUCUCGAUCGACAUCUCAACUUUCAUUUUCUCAAAUCCCCUGAUUGAUUCAUAGUUUCUGGUCACAUAUGAGUCAUGAAGACAUCUGACUUUCUGACUACAUGCACUCUUUAUGGUGUUUUGGUUCAUGUUGGACAGAGCUCACAUUUUGGCCACUAUUACUACUUUUUUGAAGUAAUCAGGCAAUUCAAGGUAUUGUUUUUGAAAUUUAUGGUGGGAAAACAUAGGAAGAAGAGGUUUGAAGAACUUUUGAUUGAUAGGGUGCCCAUCAUUUCCCGAGGACAAUACUCCAAUGGCAAGAACAAUUAUAUGAUUUGUAGAAUGCUAGAUGAUGAGAUAGUGAGGUCAAGAAGUUGAAACAUGGAGCAUGGUGUUGUCCUUCUCUCUGAAAUCUAGGGCAAAGGUUUUUAUCUACUUGAAUUAUAAUUUUUUUCUUAUUAGAACAUUGUACUUAUAAAACUGUUCCAUCUAUAACAACGAAAAUUGCUUUGUAUCCGACAAUACUAUAAUUAGGUAUAUUUUGCAAAGUUCAAUGUAUGAAAAUACAUUGUUA
This is a messenger RNA of Lactuca virosa, 787 nucleotides long. NCBI's taxonomy places the organism in Eukaryota, Viridiplantae, Streptophyta, Magnoliopsida, Asterales, Asteraceae. The record is from the annotation of a GenBank genome assembly.